This is a messenger RNA of Triticum turgidum subsp. durum (durum wheat), 1704 nucleotides long. The record is from the annotation of a GenBank genome assembly. NCBI's taxonomy places the organism in Eukaryota, Viridiplantae, Streptophyta, Magnoliopsida, Poales, Poaceae.
AUGUUCCUGAUGCUUGCAGUGAGAUUUUUUUUUGUUCAUGCCUGUAGAUUUUUGCCGGAUGCGUUCAUGCUAAACUCAAGAUGGCAAACUCUUCAUGUGAAUAGAAAACAGUAUCCAGCAAUGGCGACCUCCUCUCUUGCUCCGCCUGAGGUGCCCAUGGAGCUGCAUGCAGGCAACCGUGACCGCCUCUUAACCGCACUGCACGCCCACCUCUCCGCCGCCGCUAGCCCUCCCCGCGGCCUUGCCCUCCUCCAGGGCGGUGAGGAGCAGACACGACACUGCACUGAUCAUCUCGAGCUGUUUAGGCAGGAGAGCUACUUUGCUUAUCUCUUCGGAGUGCGUGAGCCAGGGUUCUACGGCGCUAUAGACAUUGCCUCUGGACAAUCGAUUUUGUUUGCUCCAAGGUUGCCACCUGACUAUGCUGUCUGGAUGGGUGAAAUAAAACCACUCCCUUAUUUUAAGGAUAGGUACAAGGUCGAUUUGGUCUUCUAUGUCGAUGAGAUUGUGCAGGUUCUGCAAGAUCGAUUCAGUCAGCAUGGGAAGCCUGUGUUGUUUCUCUUGUAUGGAAAGAGUACUGACAGCGGAAAUUACUCAAAGCCUGCUAGUUUUGAAGGGAUAGAGAAGUUUGACACCGAUUUGAGUACACUCCACCCUAUCUUAACUGAAUGCCGUGUUAUCAAAUCUGGAAUGGAGCUUGCCCUCAUUCAAUAUGCCAAUGAUGUUAGCUCAGAAGCACACAUUGAGGUUAUGAGACAGGCAAAACCAGGCAUGAAGGAAUAUCAGUUAGAAAGCAUAUUUCUUCAUCAUUCUUAUAGGUAUGGAGCCUGUCGACAUUGCUCCUACACAUGCAUAUGCGCUACCGGAGAGAACAGGAAUUGUGAUACAAGUAUCAACAUCAUAACAACAAAUCACCAUCUAGUGCCUGUUGUAGUGUUAUCCACUGUUUCCAUUUGUUCUAUUCUUCAUUAUGGACAUACGGCUGCUCCAAAUGACCGGACGCUGAAUGAUGGAGACAUGGCUCUAAUGGACAUGGGAGCUGAAUAUAAUUUCUAUGGCUCUGACAUCACAUGUUCAUACCCCAUAAAUGGGAAGUUCAACAGCAACCAGGCAAUAGUAUACAAUGCUGUCCUUAAGGCUCAUAAUGCUGUCAUAUCACACAUGCAGCCUGGAUUAAAAUGGGUUGAUAUGCACAAGCUGGCCGAGCAGACAAUACUUGAAUCUCUCAAGAAUGAAAAGAUUAUCCAUGGUGAUAUUGCUGAUAUGAUGGCUCGAAGGUUGGGUGCUGUUUUCAUGCCUCAUGGUCUUGGGCACUUGCUUGGAAUUGACACCCAUGAUCCUGGAGGCUACCCUGAGGGCUUAGAGAGACCAAAGGAGCCAGGACUGAGCUCCUUGCGGACCAUAAGAGAACUUAAAGAAGGCAUGGUUAUUACGGUUGAGCCAGGCUGUUAUUUCAUCGAUGCUUUGCUGAGGCCUGCCAGGGAUGAUCCAAUUUCCUCAAAAUUCUUCAACUGGGAAGAGAUUGAGAAGUACAAAAGUUUUGGUGGUGUUCGUAUUGAAAGUGAUCUGUAUGUGACGGCACAAGGAUGCAAGAACCUGACAAACUGCCCCCGGGAGACCUGGGAAAUCGAAGCGGUAAUGGCUGGCGCGCCAUGGCCUCCACGUGCUUCCGUGACAAAAGCAGAGAACGGACUACCCAAAGCCUGA